AUGUCAGCCAAGUCCAUCCUCGAGGCCGACGGCAAGGCCAUCCUCAACUACCACCUCACCCGCGCUCCCGUUAUCAAGCCCACUCCUCUUCCCCCUUCGGCCACACACAACCCCCCUUCCAAGCUCGCGUCGCUGCACUUCGCUGCCGAUGAGGACAUCAAGGGUGUGCUCGACCAAGCCGAGGCCACAUACCCAUGGCUACUGACUCCCGGAUCCAAGUUCGUCGCAAAGCCAGACCAGCUGAUCAAGAGGCGAGGCAAGAGCGGUCUGCUCGCGCUGAACAAGACCUGGGCUGAGGCGAGGGAGUGGAUCGAGGCGAGGGCAGGAAAGGAGCAGCGCGUCGAGACUGUCGAUGGUGUACUGAGGCAGUUCUUGGUUGAGCCCUUCGUUCCCCAUCCCCAGGACACCGAGUACUACAUCAACAUCAACUCCGUGCGAGAGGGUGACUGGAUCCUCUUCACCCACGAGGGUGGUGUCGAUGUCGGUGAUGUCGAUGAGAAGGCUGAGAAGCUUCUCAUUCCUGUUGACCUUAAGGAGUACCCCUCAAACGAGGAGAUCGCCGCUACUCUCUUGAAGAAGGUUCCCGAGGGUGUACACAACGUCCUCGUCGACUUCAUCUCAAGAUUAUACGCCGUCUACGUUGACUGCCAGUUCACUUACCUUGAGAUCAACCCUCUUGUCGUCAUUCCCAACGAGGAUAAGACUUCUGCUGAGGUUCACUUCCUGGAUCUUGCUGCCAAGCUUGACCAAACUGCUGAGUUUGAGUGUGGUGCUAAGUGGGCGAUCGCCCGCAGUGCGUCAGCUCUCGGCAUACCAGCUGCUCCCCAGAAGGAUGCUAAGCAGACCAUCGACGUCGGCCCACCGAUGGAGUUCCCCGCUCCCUUCGGUCGUGAGAUGAGCAAGGAGGAGGCGUACAUUGCCGAGAUGGACGCUAAGACUGGUGCUUCCCUCAAACUGACCAUCCUCAACGCCACUGGCCGUGUCUGGACACUGGUCGCUGGUGGUGGUGCUUCCGUCGUCUACGCCGACGCUAUCGCCUCUGCUGGCUUUGCUGGUGAGCUCGCCAACUACGGUGAGUACUCCGGUGCUCCCACCGAGACUCAGACCUUCCACUACGCCCGUACCGUUCUCGACCUCAUGCUCCGCGCUCCUCAACACCCAGAGGGCAAGGUUCUCUUCAUCGGUGGAGGUAUUGCCAACUUCACCAACGUCGCCUCAACUUUCAAGGGUGUCAUCCGCGCCCUGAGGGAAGUCGCACCCCUCCUCAUCGAGCACAACGUCCAGAUCUGGAUCCGUCGUGCCGGUCCUAACUACCAGGAGGGUCUCAAGAACAUCAAGGGUGUUGGCCAGGAGCUUGGCCUCAACAUGCACGUCUACGGCCCAGAGAUGCACGUCUCAGGUAUCGUGCCGCUGGCUCUUAUCCCUGGCAAGACUAGCGACGUUAAGGAGUUCUCUGGUUAA
This is a messenger RNA of Alternaria atra, 1461 nucleotides long. RefSeq lists its product as uncharacterized. The record is from RefSeq and is a predicted model, not a curated record. The transcript has 3 exons. Gene Ontology annotation, cellular component: succinate-CoA ligase complex. Gene Ontology annotation, biological process: succinyl-CoA metabolic process; tricarboxylic acid cycle. Gene Ontology annotation, molecular function: succinate-CoA ligase (ADP-forming) activity. Bases 1 to 1461 code for a protein of 486 amino acids. NCBI's taxonomy places the organism in Eukaryota, Fungi, Ascomycota, Dothideomycetes, Pleosporales, Pleosporaceae.